This is a messenger RNA of Coregonus sp. 'balchen', 8608 nucleotides long. NCBI's taxonomy places the organism in Eukaryota, Metazoa, Chordata, Actinopteri, Salmoniformes, Salmonidae. The record is from the annotation of a GenBank genome assembly.
AUGGUGGGGUAUUCAGGAGUCCAGAUGUGAGGUGGCCUCGCUGGCUGCCUGUUUACAUUUCACCGCUAAUGGGAGCAUAUUUUUAACCGCUGCCUUUUUUUGUUCUCUGUGCAGGUGCUGGAGAGUCGGGGAAGAGCACUAUUGUGAAACAGAUGAAGUAAGUAGAGCUGCCUGCCUGGCUCCUCAUUGUUUUAGUUGUUUUGCUGCUGUUCCUGUCAAGCAUGAGCAAUUAACCCAAUAUCGCAACCAGACUCUGUCAUUAUCAACACAAGCAGACAGGGACAGUACAUUCUUAAGCUAGGUUCCCGGAAUCCUCUACAUAUCCUUUCUCCCAGAGUCCAUGCCCUCAUGCUAUAUACCUACAGUCUGAAGCCUGUUUCUUUCUCAGCUGUUACAUUCGUAUGGGUUAGAGGCCUCCCCAGGAAUGGACAGCCGUCACACACACACACACACACACACACACACACACACACACACACACACACACACACACACACACACAGGCAGCUGUAUCUUCCCCCACAUAGCAGCAGAUAAAUACCUAUGGACUGGAGGAGUUUCUCUCACCAUGAUUAAGGCAUUAACACUCUCCCUGCUAACUGAUAUUCCAAGCAGCUACUCUGACAGUAAAGUAUGCAGUUAGCUUAAGGCAACGCUUUACAGGAUGCCCCCUAUUAGACACGCUGGAUCAUUUAGAACAUAUAGAGAGGAUACAGGUUAUUAGCCCCUGGUAGCAGAUCUGGACCUGUAUGUUCUGUAUCACUCCUUUGUCAUGUUUGUUGUCAUACCAAACUGGCUGGUUGUAUUAUAAUACCCCCUUCACCUGUCCUUGGACCAUGCAGGUUUUUACAGGAGCGGCUCUGGAGGCACUGUUGUCUCUGUAUAGCCCCGCUGCUCAAUCUCACAAAUGAACACGCACUUAAACACUCAAUCCCUCUCACGGACACAAGCGCGGACAUUCAUGAACACAUACACAGAUGUUACUACCUGGAAUACCGAAGCACACACACCUACUCUCCCGACACAUGCAUACAGAUCCAUGCAAGCACACACAAUGAUCCGUUAUAUAUACACUCACACUCUUCACUCGAUGGUUUAAUUAUUCCUCCAUAUUUUUCUGGACGUGCCGUGCUUUCAAUACAUCUUUCAUCUACUCACACAGACCACUUCAACUGACGCUAUUAAACCAUUUCUCUCUCACACAUACACCCCCCCCCCCCCCCCCCCCCCCCCAAAUGUUGUAAUGUGCAAACACUUUGUCAAAACAGUCCUGAUGAAAUCUCUUUCUACGUUGCCCCUUAGAAAGUACCUUAUUUUCACUUGAAAAUGAUUGUAAUUGUGUUCUGUUUAAAUAACUUCAGGGCUCCACUUACAAGGAAAAGGCUUCAUCAAGAUUUACUCGGAAUUUCAAAAUUGAACUUAGAUUUCAGGAUAUGAAUCUGCCGUGGUUCUUCUUGACUAUUACCCUUAUUAAUUUGCAAUAUCAUCCGGUUCUUGGAAAAUGUCUCUGCAUGAAAUCUAAUGAGAUAUUUUUGGGAAUUACGUUUUUGUUAAAUUGGACAUGACUUUACACAACUAAAUCUCCCUGGCCCACAUCCAACCUCCCCAGCCAGCGUGGAUCUUAGAUAAGAUUUAGUGUAUCUGUUUCAAUUGAAGUUGAAAAAAAACACUUCCGUGGGCUCAUUCUUUAAGUCUGUGUUGGCCUUCGUCCUAGUGGUCUCCCUUGCAUUACAAUGAGGUUCGAUUGAGAUCGCCUCACAGCCAAUCAGCAGCCAUCUGGAAUUCGCAGGGCCUCACUUUCCCAGAGGGCAUUGUUGUGAAUAGACAGAGAAAAUAUGCACAGCCUAGGGGCUCCUGUCAUGGCCUGGCCACUUUUCACUGUCGACAUCUUUUUCGGUCUCCCUCCAUACUGUAGUCCAUAUUUGUUUUAGUUGUAGUACUCUCCAGCACCUGGCUCUCAGCAGAGACCUGAGCUGCCCCCAAAGCCUCAAACCAGUAACGUCAGUCAUGCAUAGUACCGUAAUCUGUAUAGUACAACCAAUUAUUUAUAUACUAAAUGUGUCUUCUGAUGGCUUGGUUUUAUUUAAAAAAUGAAUGGACAAACAUGGAGAUGUAAACACUGACAUUGAGUGUUAUUGAGCAAGAUUUUAGUGACACCUGCGUUGCUAUAUUUAAGAGCUGCGCUUGUGUGUGCAAGUGUGUCUGUGCAUGUGUGACCCAACGCCCUCUCUUUUUCCUGUGCCUGUCAGGAUCAUCCAUGAGGAUGGCUACUCAGAAGAGGAGUGUAAGCAGUACAGAGCUGUGGUCUACAGCAACACCAUCCAGUCCAUCAUGGCCAUCAUCAAGGCCAUGGCCAACCUCAAGAUCGACUACGAAGACGCAGCCAGAGCGGUAACACACACACACACACACACACACACACACACACACACACACACACAGUGUCUGAGCCCAUCCACCAGAGCUGCCACUGUUCUCUCUUCAUACACUCCACUGCUGCUCCAAAGGCCAACCAGACCUUGAACCGCUCCCACUCUUCUCCAACACAAACUUCUCCACUCUGUCCCUCUUAUCAAAUAAACGUUUGUUGGUCGCUACACAUAUUUGCAGAUGUUAUCGCAGGUGCAGUGAAAUGCUUGUGUUUCUAGCUCCAACAGUGCAGUAAUAAUACCUAGCAAUUAUUUUUUACAAAACAAUAUGCACAUAAUCCAAAAAUAUAUUAAUUUAAUAUAUAUACACACAAACACACACACCGCACAGUUUAUUAAGUACGCUACCCCGUUCAUGAAAAUGCAUCGCUCCUACAGACAGUGAGUCGCAUUUCUGUGGCUGGAUAUAUAAAGCAGGCAGACCGGUAUCGAGGCAUUCUGUUACUGUUCGAUUGAACAUUAGAAUGGGCAAAACGAGUGACCUAAGCGACUUUGAGCGUGGUAUGAUCACCGGUGCCAGGCACUCCGGAUUCAAUAUCUCAAACGGCCACCCUCCUGGGCUUUUCACGCACGACAGACAAUGGUGCGACAAACAAAAACCAUCCAGUCAGCGGCAGUCCUCUGGGCAAAAACAGCUUGUUGAUGAGAGAGGUCAAAGGAGAAUGACAGGAAUCGAUCAAGCUAACAGUCGGGCCACAAACAGGCAAAUAACGUUGCAGCAGAACAGCAUCUCAGAACGCACAACUUGUCGAUCCUUGUCACGGAUGGGCUGUUGCAGUAGACGACCACACUGGGUUUCACUCCUAUCAAUUAAAAAGAAGUGGCUGUUUUGGCGUAUUGCUGCAGAAUGCUGUGGUAGCCAUGCUGGUUAAAUGUGCCUUGAGUUCUAAAUACAUCACAGACAGUGUCACCAGCAAAGCACCAUUGCGCCACCUCCUCCAUGCUUCACGGUGGGAACCACACAUGUGGAGAUCAUCCACACACACACAGUGCGUACAUAUACAGUGCAUUCGGAAAGUAUUCAGACCCCUUCCCUUUUUCCACAUUUUGUUACGUUACAGCCUUAUUCUUAAAUGGAUUAAAUAACAAUCUUAAUCAAUCUACACACAAUAUCCCAUAAUGACAAAGCGAAAACCGGUUUUUAUGACAUUUUUGCGAAUGUUUUAAAAAUCAAAAAACGAAUACCUUAUUUACAUAAGUAUUCAGACCCUUUACUAUGAGACUUGAAAUUGAGUUCAGGUGCAUCUUGUUUCCAUUGAUCAUCCUUGAUGUUUCUACAACUUGAUUAGAGUCCACUUGUGGUAAAUUCAAUUGAUUGGACAUGAUUUGGAAAGGCACACACCUGUCUAUAUAAGGUCCCACAGUUGACAGUGCAUGUCCGAGCAAAAACCAAAGCCAUCAGGUCGAAGGUUUUUCCGUAGAGCUCCGAGACAGGAUUUUGUCGAGGCACAGAUCUGGGGAAGGGUACCAAAACAUUUCUGCAGCAUUGAAGGUCCCCAAGAACACAGUGGCCUCCAUCAUUCUUAAAUGGAAGAAGUUUUGACCCACCAAGAAUCUUCCUAGAGCUGGCCUCCUGGCCAAACUGAGCAAUCUGGGGAGAAGGGCCUUGGUCAGGGAGGUGACCAAGAACCCGAUGAUCACUCUAGCAGAGCUCUAGAGUUCCUCUGUGGAGAUGGGAGAACCUUCCAGAAGGACAACUAUCUCUGCAGCACUCCACCAAUCAGGCCUUUAUGGUAGACUGGCCAGACGGAAGCCACUCUUCAGUAAAAGGCACAUGACAGCCGCUUGGAGUUUGCCAAAAGGCACCUAAAGGAUUCUCAGACCAUGAGAAACAAGAUUCUCUGGUCUGAUGAAACCAAGAUUGAACUCUUUGGCCUGAAUGCCAAGCGUCUCUUCUGGAGGAAACCUGGCACCAUCCCUACGGUGAAGCAUGGUGGUGGCAGCAUCAUGCUGUGGGGAUGUUUUUCAGCGGCAGGGACUGGGAGAUUAGUCAGGAUCGAGGGGAAUAAUGAAUGGAGCAAAGUACAGAGAGAUCCUUGAUGAAAACCUGCUCCAGAGCGCUCAGGACCUCAGACUGGUGUGAAGGUUCACCUUCCAACAGGACAACAACCCUAAGCACACAGCCAAGACAACGCACGAGUGCCUUCGGGACAAGUCUCUGCAUGUCCUUGAGUGGCCCAGCCAGAUUCCAGACUUGAACCUGAUCGAACAUCUCUCGAGAGAGAUCUGAAAAUAGCUGUGCAGCAACACUCCCCAUCCAACCUGAUAGAGCUUGAGAGGAUCUGCAGAGAAGAAUGGGAGAAAUUCCCCAAAUACAGGUGUGCCAAGCUUGUAGCGUCAUACCCAAGAAGACUCUCUAGGCUGUAAUCGCUGCCAAAGGUGCUUCAACAAAGUACUGAGUAAAGGGUCUGAAUACUUAUGUAAAUGUGGUAUUUCAUUUGUUUAUUUUUAACAUUUUAAACAUUUCUAAACCUGUUUUUGCUUUGUCAUUAUGGGGUGUUGUGUGUAGAUUGAUGAGGAAAAAAUACUAUUUUAUCCAUUUUAGAAUAAGGCUUUAACAUAACAAAAUGUGGAUAAAGUCAAGGGGUCCGAAUACGCUGUAUGUAUGUAUGUAACUGUGUGUAUGGACAGUAUAUGAAUAGAAAAGGUGUGUGUAUAGCAGUGGUUAUAUAGGAUGAGCCAUGACUAGAAUGCAAUAUAUACAUGUAAAGUGCGUAAAACAGUAUGUAAACAUUAUAACGUGACCAAUGUUCAAUGACUAUGUAUGUAGGGCAAAGCAGUCUCUAAGGUGCAGGGUAGCCGGCUAGUAACAGUGACUAAGGUUCAGGGACAGGGUACUGGGCGGAGGCCGGCUAGUGUUGACUGUUUAGCUGUCUGAUGACCUGGAGAUAGAAGCUGUUUAUCAGUCUCUCGGUCGCAGCAUUGAUGCACCUGUACUAGUCUCUAGUCCAGCUCUAGUCUGUCUGAAGUGAGACCGGGGAAAUUAUCUGGCUCAAAUAUCACUUCUUCCUGGAGUGCUAAGUGCCAAUAGCACCCAGACAGUUUAGAGUUUCGAGUAGUAUAGCCUCCCAGACCUUUGUAUGAGGUGGAGUGAGUGCCAUAAAGUGAUGUGCCAUGUGUACUCAGUCCUGCUGCCCAUGUGUGUGUCAUUAGAUUAGAGGGACCACUGCAGAGCUGAGCUGCCUGUCUGGCCAGUGGGCACUACUGAGAGAGAUGACACAGCAAUACAAAACAAUCCAUGUGUUCUUAGUAAGAGACAAUUUAGUCAUGCCCCCCAUGUUUCUCCCAAAUAUGAUUUACAGAUCCUCUCUAUGCAGAUAGGAAUCUUAUGAAAGAUUUGCCUGUCCUUUUUAUUACCAAACUAUCAAGUAUUAAUAGCUGAGCAAUUUGUCCACUCUCUUUAAAAUGUCCAGGAUUUGAUUUAAUCAAGUGUUGAGAUAAAGACCUUAUUGUGUACUACUUGCCAGUACUACUUGCUAGUGGAGACGAGGUAUGGAGAGAGCAGGGUGUUCCCCAAUUGGAGGUAGCUAGCUCUGCAAGACAUAUUACUGCUACAAAUCUCUGCAGGUCUGGCAGUGUCUUGAAUUAAUUUACAAUCUUAAAUACAUUUCUCUCCUCCACCCCCAUAACCACAGAUGCCCAGAGAGCCUCAAAUAGCCCGUUUCACAGAUUUAAGUCAAAUAGACAGAUUUUUCACACAGCCUGAGGGGAUGCAAUCAACAGAGAAAUAUGUUUCACAAGACCCCACAUAAGUCUCUGCAGAACGUGCUGGAGUGAGAGUGAAUGAGGGAGAGUUAGGUGGUACGGUAAAGUAAUCUUGUUUAUGUACUCUUAUAUAAUGAUUUGCCAAUGUUUGAGUCCUAAAUCUGUCAUUAAGUGACAGUAAAAGGUAACGAGUGGGAGAGCGAGCAGAGCCAGUACACUGUCACAUCCACUGAUGGAAGACUGUCCCCUCAGGCCCUCGUUUACAUAACACACACACACACACACACACACACACACACACACACACACACCUCUCUCGCCAUAUUACCGAUCCUGAUCAACAUAAUGAAUUCAGAAUGAUGUUGUAAACAGGAAGACGGGCUACAUCCUUCUACAAUGAGCUUUGUGGAUUAUGCUGUUCUACUAGCUACAAGCAGAGCCAUGUAUUUAGAUGUAUGGCUCUGGAGUCAUGGAAGCUUGCAGAGGAAAUGCGCACUCAUGUACCUAGAACUGUUCCAAUAUCUGGACUGAGGGAUGUCGCUUAAGAUUGCUUUGUGAAGCAGUAGAUUUGGAUUUAUCAUAGUAAAUGUUAGGCUCUGUUGCCGUACCUUUUUUUUAUUUCAUUUAGGUGAAUAGUUGCUCUGUCUUUGAAGAUAGUGGUUGAUAAAGCGUUUUACAUUGUAUGGGGUAAUGCAUCUCAUUCACUACCAAUGUGCAGCACCCACACUGGAAUGGAGUACGAAUGGGCUGUAAGAUUAUUCCUGUCUCAGACCCAUCUGUGCACACACACUCACACUACAGCUUGCUCAUCUAAUCCCGCUCCCUGUGAUUGUGUAGUGCUGGAGGGGACAGGGCUCUCUCGCUAGUCCGCCACUGCAAUAUACAUUAUAUAUCAGCUGUAUUCACUGCUGCAGCGGCUAACUCUGCCAUGCUAACUUCCUCUACAAAGCAGCUCCUCGGGGGAAUCUGUAAGAUGGAGUGCUAUUUAAAAUGUAAUGGUGUCUUACUCUCUCGGCCUGAUAGUUUUGGUUUACUACAUGUUCUUUUUAGAUUGCCUUUUAAAAGCCGUUGACUUAAUGUAACAACACAGAUCUGCCUUAGUUUUUAUUUUACACACUUAGGGUUGCGAAAUUCCGGUAACUUUCCCAAAAUUCCCAGGUUUUCCGAAAAUCUAUGUUGGAGGAAUCACGUAAUCCGGAGGGAGUAAGCAGAAAAAACGGAAUCCUCCAACGUGGAUUUCUGGAAAACUGGGGAAUUUAAGGACAGUUACUGUAAUUUUGCAACCAUAUACACACUCCAUUAUUUUCUCUCUAAUUGUGCACUCCUUAAGGGCCCUCGACGGGAGGAAGUGGACUCAAGUGUCAUAGUCUUGACACACUACAGUACAUCCUCCUUCAGUCCCCAUAAAACGAGUCUGUUUAUCACAGACUUUAAUUACAACACUCACUCAAGGUCACACUCCAUUUCCUUUGACCCACUUUAGAGAGGCCUUGAAAUCACCUGGUGUGAGGAGUUGUUUAGAUUCUUCUUCUUAUCACUCCCUUCACUUAUUAACCAGUCCAUGGGCUGGGAGGGGGCUGGACUGGGUUGGACUAGACUGGGCAGACAGGUUAACCAGUUGUAUGGAGCUUAGGCGCACACACCUCUUCCCAGUCAAACAGCUUUUCCCUGGAACGCUUCAAGGCACGGAGGGAGGGUCAAGAGGGGUGUGUGGGCAGUGUGCUAAGCUGAUGUGGGAGCUGUGUAAUCAGUCCUUUUCAUGCUCUGUGUGUGUGUACGUUUUUACAUGUGUUUGUGUGUGCGUGCGUCAGUGUGGGCCCAUGCUAGGGGAAAGCCCUCCACCACAUUCUGUGUGUAAAUCAGGGCUGAGACCUGGCUGUGUCUACAGGUAUAAUUACCUCUGAGUCAUCCUGUUCUCAUGGACCCUUCUAGAGGGGUGCUGUGCCCUGGGAUGCUCCCCUGUGGCUACUCUGAAUGAUUAGUCCCUGUAUGGCUGGCUAGAAUGUGUGUGUGUGGGCGCUGUGUCAGAGUGAGGACAGUCUCUCCAGUGAAAUUGGAUGAUUACUGUGUUUAAUGGUUCUUCAGUUUGUAGUUCAGACUGUCUGAUUGUCUCCUUCAGUCUUAUUAACCUUGAGACCUGGGCCCGGUUUCCCAAAGCAUCUUAAGUUAAUCUUCUGUUAACAGUCUGCUUUACCACUUCCACGUUUAUUAACAUUGAUUAGUUAAGGUGUCAGAGAGGCAUCUUGUCUGUUCCACUUGGUCUGACUCAUUUCUAACCCUGUGUCUGUCUGUCUGUCUGUGUCUCCCCUCUCCAGGAUGAUGCCCGCCAGCUGUUUGCCCUGUCGGGGGCUGCUGAGGAGCAGGGCAUCCUGCCAGACGACCUGUCCAAUGCCAUGCACCGGCUGUGGGCCGACCUAGGGGUGCAGGGCUGCUUCACGCGCGCCCGCGAGUACCAGCUCAACGACUCAGCUGCC